UCCCUCACAACCGUCAUUUCGACAGAAUCUUUGAGAGACGACGUUCUGCUUCCAAUUAUGGCAAAAAGAAAAGAAGGCCAUUUUUCAAUGCCAGCAUCCAACAAAAGAGCUAGGCAAGAAUUCAUAGAUAGCUCUGAUGAAGAACUUAGUGACGAAUUCUCACAGCUGCAGAGUGACUGUAGUUCUGACUUGCAAUUGGCUUCAGGGAACGUUGGAAUAAUUGAAAGUAUCCAACUGAAGAACUUUAUGUGCCAUUCUAUGUUGGGGCCAUUCAAGUUUGGAUCCAAUGUCAAUUUUAUAGUUAGAAACAAUGGAAGUGGGAAAAGUGCUGUGCUAACUGCCCUGAUUGUAGGCCUUGGAGGAAAAGCCACAGUGACAAAACGAGGAUCAUCUUUGAAAGUAUUUGUGAAAGAUGGACAGAGUUCUGCAGAUGUUUCAAUAACUCUACGAAAUCAAGGUGAAGAUGCAUUUAGACCAGAGCAAUAUGGUGACUCUAUCAUUAUAAAUCAGCACAUAACUUUGGAAGGACAUUGUAGUUACAAGCUGAAAAGCAGUACAGGGGCCCUAAUUUCUUCCAAGAAAGAAGAACUUACUGCAAUUCUGGAUCAUUUUAAUAUCCAGGUAGAUAAUCCUGUCUCUGUACUCACUCAGGAAAUGAGCAAACAGUUCUUACAUUCUAAAAAUGAAGGUGACAAAUACAAGUUCUUUAUGAAAGCAACACAACUGGAGCAGAUGAAGGAAGAUUAUUCAUACAUCAUGGAAACUAAGCAAAGAACGAAAGAUCAAGUUGAACAAGGAGAAGAGUUUCUUGAAGAACUUAGAAAGCAAUAUUUGAAAAAGGCAGAACGUUACAGAAGUAGUGCUGUUUUGAGUGAAAUGCAGAAUGAGCUAAAAGAAUUGCAGCAUCAAAUAGCUUGGAGAAUGGUACAAGAUACUGAAAAUAAAAUAAAAGAAAUCAGUGUUAAUGUUACUGCCCAAGAAACAAGUACUGAGAAAUUUGUUGAGCGAGUGAAAGAAUGGCAGACUAAAGUAGAUGCAGCAGAAGUUAAACAAUGAACUGUGCAAGACAAAUUAGAGAAGAUAACAGAAGAAGCUCAAACUCUGGGACCGUCAUGUAUUGCUUUGAAAACAGAAAUACAGGCAAAAAGAAAAUCAUACCAUGAUUCAGAAGCAGCACAUAAUAGUUUUCAAGCUGAACUGAAGCAUUUGCAAAAAGAACAUGAACAACUUUGCAAACACAAAAUUGAAGAACUGGAAAAUAGUGCUGAACAGAUUUCAGAGCCUGAAAAGGUUGAAAAACAGAGAAGAAUAGAUUAUUUGAAAGAAAAGCUGUAGACAUUACAUGAUCAAGAUGAAUCAGUUGAUCAGCAAUUAACACAGUUUCAACGGGCUCUACAUUCAUAUGAUGAAGAUUUUGCUAGACUUAAAGAGGAAGAUGAUGAAGUGAAAAAAAUACCGAAUUCUCAACAGCAACAGCUAAGACAAUUAAAGGAGAGUAAAACCAAUAGAAUGAAAAGAUUUGGACAAUAUAUGCCAGACCUUUGUGAAGCAAUUGAGAUGGCUGGCAUGGGGCAGUUUACAUAUAAACCAAUAGGACCACUAGGUGCUUUUAUUCAUCUGAAAGAUCCUGAACUUUCACUGGCUGUUGAGGCAUGUUUAAAAAACCUGGUUCUUGCAUUUUGCUGUGACAAUCAUAAAGAUGAAAGAGUAUUACAGGCCUUGAUGUCCAAAUACUGUCAAGCUGGUUUUCAACCUCCAAUUAUUAUUACUCGUUUUCAGGACAAUGUUUAUGAUGUAAAGUCAAGGGCUGUUUUUCAUCCUGACUUCCCAACAGUUUUGGCAGCAUUAGGCUUUGACAAUGCAGUAGUAGCCAAUUGUUUAAUUGACACGAGGAACACAGAAACCAUCCUGCUGAUUAAAAAUAAUUAUAAAGCUCGAAGUGUUAUGCAGCACAACAAGCCUCCCAAAAAUCGUAAGGAAGCUUUCACCGCUGAUGGUGAUCAGGUGUUUGAGGAAAGAUAUUACUCUUCUGAAAAUAAAAGGUCUAGAUUUCUCAGCAGAGAUGUAGAAGCAGACAUAAGUAAUUUGGAGAGAAAAGUUGAAAACAGAAAAGCUCAUCUCUUGGCAAUACAACAACUGAACCCCUGGUUGUUUAUGCUAGUUGCUGGAAUAUAA
Molecule: messenger RNA, 2175 nt
Organism: Python bivittatus (Burmese python)
Lineage: Eukaryota; Metazoa; Chordata; Lepidosauria; Squamata; Pythonidae
Source: RefSeq, a predicted model, not a curated record